CCCGGACGUAAACGCACGCGUUCCCAGAGCACACUAGCCAUCCGCGGCGCGCGCAGGCCAGAAGCAAGGAGGCGAGACAGAAAUGGCGGCGACGGCGGGGGAAGCAGCGUGAUAUGCUGUAGCAAUAAAACAACCUUAAAAUACAACUGUCAGUCCAUUGUCGAGAAAAUGAAAAAGAUGUCGAAUUAGGCUGUCUUUUGUAAUAAUUAUUACAAAAAACUAACACCUUCCCCGGAGAACGUCCAUCUUCUGAUUGGAAAAGAGAAUCUCACAGGGAGCAUGGCUUCUCAGAGUAACGUUAACCAGUAUAUCUUCGGCGAGUUCAGCCCUGAUGAGAUCAAUCAGUUCUUCGUGACUCCACGAUGUUAUGUUGAGCUUCCCCCAUUCAAUGACAAAGUCUCCUGCGUCAGUCAGUCUUCAGGAAGUUACUGCACUCCUGCUGUGCCUUACAUUACGGAGUCUAUGAGACGGCAGGUUUGCGGUGAAGACUACCAGCACAUUGAGUUUGGUGUGGACGAGGUGAUGGACUUGGAGCCCGUGGGAGUGAAGGAUCCUCUCUUCAAGGUGUCCAGCACUCUGAACCCCCAGGCUCCAGAGUUCAUCCUAGGAUGCCAGCCGUCUCCGAAGGUCCCACAGACAGCCGCAGCAGACGGCGCACACUACAACUCCCUGGACGGCCCGGACGGCCCCGACUCAGAACCCUCCGCCAUGGACAGCAACCAAAACUGCCAGGAUGGGGACGGGGGCCCGGGCAGCCUGGGCCAGCGGGAGAGGAAGAAAAAGAAAAAGCGCCCGCCAGGAUACUACAACUACUUGGAGGGCUCAGGCCCCAAUAGCGGUGGCAUGGGUGUGGACGGGCCUCCUGGAAAGGGGUUGGUGAAUGGACACGCUCUUAGCGGCCCUCACCUCGGGUCGCAGGACAUGGUUGGUAAGACGUUGUCAGGGGGUGGACUUUCCACCUCAGCCCCUGUCGCUACGGCAGCAGCGUCGGCUGCUGUGAAUCAGAGGACUUGUGAUAGCCCUGAUGAAUCGUCUUUGGACUUCACGAGUGGAGCCGCCUCUUUAUCAGAUGGUAAAGAUGCGGCCUCCUCUUCUUCCUCCUCUUCUCAGAGCAGUGGGGUGGCAGAGGGAGGCAGAACUGCAGAGCAGCAGCCUGAGACCAUGGCUCCAGAGAGCCCUGAACUGCUGGGCAGCGGCGGGCACAGCCCCUGCCCCACCUCCCCCCUCAGUGCUGUGGCCAGCCCCCCUGCCACCAUUGCUACUGCUACUACUGAAGAAGAGGAGGAGACUAAGGACAGUGGGGUGGCUAAUGGGCUGGCUGAGCCCCAUGCUGACAUCAGUGCAGACGGACACAAGGAGGCCUCUGAGGCAUUGGAGCAGCCCCAGCAGCAGGCCCCAACUCCCUCAGUGGAACCUGCUUCCUCCCCAGACUCUGAGGCCCAGCCGUCAGUGGCAGAUCAGCCUAAGUCGCCUGCCUCUCCGGCUACGCCCGCUGCCAACCCCCUCAAAUCCUGGGCUAGCCUCUUCCACAACUCCAAGCCUCUGCCUGGAAGCCCUCAGGCCUACGUGGAGGUGAAGAACGUGGUGGAGGUAGUGGCUCCCUCCCUGGCCGCUGUGGAGCAGCAUGAGAAGGCUGGGGAGGUGAAGGAGAGCCCUGUCCAUGUAUCAGAGGAUCCCAUGGCCCCUAAACUUGCAGAACUAAUUGAGAAUGUGAAGUUGAUACACAAACCAGUGUCUUUGCAACCAAGAGGACUGAUCAACAGGGGAAACUGGUGCUAUAUCAAUGCUACAUUGCAGGCCCUGAUUGCUUGCCCCCCCAUGUAUCACCUGUUGAAGUCCAUUCCCCUGUUCAAUGACACCCAGAGACCCUGUACUUCCACACCCAUGAUGGACAACUUUGUAAGGCUUGUCAAUGAGUUCAACAAUAUGCCUGUGCCAUCCAAAGCCAAGCAGCAAGCUGCUGGUGAAAAGAUAAUAAAAGACAUUCGCCCAGGUGCUCCUUUUGAACCCAACUACAUCUACAGACUCCUCACCCUCAUCAAGUCGAGUCUCUCGGAGAAGGGUCGACAGGAGGAUGCGGAGGAGUACCUGGGUUUCACCCUCAACGGACUGCAUGAGGAGAUGCUGGCUUUGAAAAAGCUCUUCUCCCCUCAGGAAGAGAAAGCCCCCACACCCAACGGCCCAGAGUCCCAGUCAGGUGUGGAUGAUGCUGCUGCUGAUAAGGAGGAGGGGAGCGAGGACGAAUGGGAGCAAGUGGGCCCCCGAAACAAGACCUCCAUUACCCGUCAAGCUGACUUUGUCCGCACCCCUAUCACUGACAUAUUCGGAGGGCACAUCCGGUCGGUGGUGUACCAGCAGAACUCUAAGGAGUCAGCCACCCUGCAGCCCUUCUUCACCCUGCAGCUGGACAUCCAGUCAGAGAAGAUCCGCACUGUUCAGGAGGCCCUGGAGACCCUGGUGGCACGGGAGUCAGUUCAGGGCUACACCACUAAAACCAAGCAGGAGAUUGAGAUCAGCCGGAGAGUGACCCUAGAGGAGCUCCCUCCAGUGCUGGUGCUCCAUCUCAAGAGAUUUGUGUUUGAGAAGACUGGAGGCUGUCAGAAACUGAUCAAGAACAUUGAUUACCCUGUAGACCUGGAGAUCAGCAAAGAUCUCCUCUCUUCAGGGGUGCGGAGUAAAAUAUUCAAAGGCCAAAGAACCUACAGGCUCUUUGCAGUUGUCUAUCACCAUGGGAACAGCGCUACAGGCGGCCAUUACACCACGGAUGUCUUCCACAUUGGUCUGAACGGCUGGCUGCGCAUUGACGACCAGUCAGUGAAGGUCAUCAACCAGUACCAGGUGGUGAAGCAGACUGCUGAGCGCACUGCCUACCUGCUGUACUACCGUCGCGUCGACCUGCUGUAGACACCACACACACGUUCAUGCACACUCAGAGGAACACUCGAUUUACACACAUUCAACUACACGUACACUCCCACUACAGACAUACACACUCAAGUGCACAUACACAUGCAUACAUACAAACUAAUGAACAGGAACACUGCCCAACUUCUUGCAAGAUUUUCUCCCCCCCCUCGUCCCUGCUUUUCCAGAGAGCCAGCUUUUCCAACAAUGCCUUUUUUCCUUUUAUCUUUUUUUGAAAGAGUUAGAGGGAAAAAGGACGCGUUGUAAAAUAUUUUCCCUGUGAUGGCUUCCUCUUCUCUGUGCGUCACUGCUGUUUUUUUAAUGCUGAGAGGAGAGACUGUUGAAUGGACUGAAGGGAGGGGACCUUGAGACUCGCCUCUGAACCUACAGCCUCGUUCAGACUGGGAACAGUGGGUACUUUACCCACAGGACGAACUAUCUAUCUACAACACCAGACUGCAGAUGUCCGGUUGGGCUGCUGGAGAGAAGUCAUCUUUUUUUGUUUGUUAAUCUACUCAUUUUUUUUUUCAUCUUUCUUUUUUUGUUGUUGAAAAUGGCAUAAAAUAAUCAGUGUUUUGCCUUUUAGCAAGGGGAGUUGUCCUAAUGAAUUUGCAGCAGUUUAAACACCUGUUGAAAUUUUGUCAGAGUGCAUCGAAAAAGGCCCUGCACCAGCAAACAGCAAAACAUUACCGAAUGAGUCUCUUUAACUCCAGAGGCAAGAUGCUCUUCAUGGCCACCGUCUCUUCUUACUUCUCCACCUUCCUCACUUUCCUGAUGCUUUUAAAUCUAGGUAAAACUUGAGCCAUCAAAAAAAUAGAAACAAUUACAGGAGAAGAGGUGCUGCUACAGUGUGCUGAAACUAAACAGCUUUGUUUGAAAGAACCUUGUGUUUUCUGGGUGUAGAAUUAGAAAGAAUAUCUAAAAACAAUUUUAAUGCGCUUUAGGAUUUAAAUGAUGAUAUAAAAAAAGAAGCUACUGUGCACGUAUAAUAUAUCUGAUCAAUAACAAGAUGUGGAUGUGCUAAUGCACACUUGCAGAUAUUUUAAGAUUUAAAACUGUUUAAAAAAAGAAGAAAAAAUAGAGACAUCUGAAUCAAGUUGAGUGUCACCUUGUUUGGCUCCUUGAGUGGCUGUUAGUUCUAAGGAUUUCUGAGUACUCUGGAGCCCUGGAGAGAUACCAGUGAAGACUGAGAUUCCACCACAAGCACCAGCCCGUGUUAAUUUUAUACCUAUCCUUUCCCCCCUCAUCCUUCAUUUAUCAUUUUUUCCUUGUUCUGGUCUAAAGGUUCCAUCUAUGUAUAGGCGGUCUGCCGUUGUAGAGUUACAACAGCCACAUGACCCCUUACCCACCCCCAACUCACCAGUAAAAGGGGGCUUCCUUAGGUUCGCAGUGCAAAGCUUUCUAAUCCAAAUCUCCACUCAAUGUACGAGUCCAACCCAGUGAGUGUGACAACUGUAAGUCAAAUGUCUGUAAAGUUUAUGGGAAUGUACCUGACCUGUGCAUUUCCUCUUUUGUGGCUGAGUGCAGUUCCUCUCCAGUGAGAGAGACUGUCCAUGUUGAGAGGAAGUGGAUCACAUCUGCUGCUUGGCUCUAGAAAUGAAAUCCCCCACAACAAAUGCCCACAAAAGGAAAUCAUGUUUGUUUUUGUUUGAGACCUUGCUUUUGCAUCAUCAUUAUUCAUUGAUUGUGUUUUGAGUUUUGCUUAAAUGUUAUUUUUCAUUUUUUCAAUAAUACCAUGACCGUUUCCCCAGAAUUAUACUAUAUGGCAUCUAAAUUGAUAUUUGAGCGAAAUUUCCCAAGGUAAAGCACAACAAUGAAUAAAUUGGACAAGGUCUUUGAUUGAUCAUAUAUAUAUUUUUUCCUUUAAGUUUGAGCCAUAGUUUAAUCUUAAGGGACAUUUCAACAAAACCAAUGUCAGAAUCUGUCAGUAUUUAAUCCUUUACAAAAAUAACAUAACUGGUACAUUAAUUUUCUGAAGACUUGGUGCAUUGUGGUUUACCCUUGUAUACUCUGUCCUUAAUGGGCAAAGCAGACCAUUUUCUAAAGAUCUUUCAUAUACUGUAUACACUUUCUCACAUACACACUACGUGCGCACACACACUUGGCCAUUAGAUAAAGCGAGGUACACAACUGGGAAUGGGUCUUUUGGUAAGGCGGCUCUCACACUUUCCCAUUUCUGACCACUGGAAGGUGAGGGCAGUGUGAAAUCAUUUUUCCCUCAUUGGAAUAGCAGAGCAUGCAUUUUAGAUCCAACAGGAAGAGCUUAUUUUAUCCCAUUUCUCACUUUGUAGUUCUCUCACUGAUGGUAGCAGAGACUUAUUCAAUAUACCUGUAUCCCCUUUUAUUUGAAGUGACUGGAAACUCUGAGUAAUGGAAAUAGUUAUCUUACCAUGUGCAAUUUCUGUGUUGCAUACUUUAUUGAGUUUGGAGCAGUGUCAUUUAAAUUGGCCACACAAUUCCCUUCCCAUGAAUUAGCGUUGAAUAUUUUGUCCUGAAAAAUGUGUUAUGUUAGUGACUGCAAUUUUGUAGUCUAAACUGUGCAGAAUUUGGUUCCCACAAGUCAUUUGCUUAUUACUUAUGGGUAUCUAAAGGUAAUUUUGUUUAAAUUUCCAAGUGAAACCAAAGGUUACUUCACAUUGACCCUGUUGGCUUUCAUAAUUGCGCUAAUGCGUCUGUCUAAUUUUGGUUUCACCUCUGCAUCAUAGGUUCUGUUGCCACAGCUCAUGAUUCAUUCAAUCGGCAUGCCUCAGUCAUUCCAUAUGAGGAAAUUGAGCUGAUAUGUUCAGAUCAUUAUAAAACUCCUUAAGUGUUAGUUAAAUUGUGCUGAUGGCUAUGUGGUCAUAUCUGAUACUCAUUGUGACAAUGUUGGUUUGAUUUGUUUUUCUUUCCCCCCUGAAGAAUGUUUUGAAGAAGAUGGUUUGAAACAGACACUAAAGCUUUCAGAAAGCUUUCUGUUGUACACAUUUUAUCCCUGAGUCUUUUUUAUGAUUAUGGUUAGGAUAUGUGCUGGCGAAUCGCUUCAAUGAUGUCGUUCUGUUUAGUUUGUGCUUCCUAACACGGUUGUCUGCUGAGGGCUUGUGUUGGGAUAUCAAGCUGAAAACUAUAUGCUGUCUUUUAAUCUUAAUCCUCCAGCAUUCUACUCUUUUUGUUUAUUGUUCAAAUAAAAGAUUGUGGAAAACCGAA
Oncorhynchus masou masou (cherry salmon) is the source of this 6087-nucleotide messenger RNA. RefSeq names its product ubiquitin carboxyl-terminal hydrolase 10-like. Gene Ontology annotation, molecular function: cysteine-type deubiquitinase activity. Gene Ontology annotation, biological process: protein deubiquitination; DNA damage response, signal transduction by p53 class mediator; regulation of autophagy. The record is from RefSeq and is a predicted model, not a curated record. NCBI's taxonomy places the organism in Eukaryota, Metazoa, Chordata, Actinopteri, Salmoniformes, Salmonidae. Gene Ontology annotation, cellular component: nucleus; cytosol.